Linum tenue is the source of this 610-nucleotide messenger RNA. Lineage: Eukaryota; Viridiplantae; Streptophyta; Magnoliopsida; Malpighiales; Linaceae. The record is from the annotation of a GenBank genome assembly.
CUCGAACGCCUACUCUCGCCGUCCCAACACAAGAAUCGAAGCCCUCUCAAUCUCCCAGUGCCGCCCUGUUAGCAUUUCCGGGCUCUAGGCCAUUGGUGUUUUGUCGACAAAAUUAAAGCUCCUGGGAAACCGCCCUCAUCUGUGUGUGUCUCCCACCUGCUAGCUGCCUCUAUGUCGCUCUUGACGUCUGUUCCGCUCUGUAGUCUCACUCCGGUGCCGUCCUUUACCCAAAUUAAACCAUCCCGAUAGCCCUCCUCCCUCGCUGCGCAGGGUUGAGAACCUAAUCCGAGCUAUAUCCCCAGUUCAUGUAAGUUCACAUAGUGAAUUUUGGUAAUUUUGCUUCUCGGAUAAUGGGGUUCGAUCGAUCCAAUUGGCAAUUGUUAUGACAUGUUCUAUCUCACUAUUCCAUGCCCAUAACUCCUCCUGUCCUGCUCACACCUUGCCUUGGACUUUGCAAGCCAAGCCCUUCACAGCGUAGCCGCGGUGGACCCAAAAAACUGGCCACCAUGAGUCGAUCAGCUUGGUUUAACUGCGCGCGGAAGUUGUUGAGCAUAUAGCGUUGUCGAAGUGGAGAAAAAGGAGCAGGGGGACAUGUAUGAGAGGAGGAACA